This is a messenger RNA of Daucus carota subsp. sativus, 725 nucleotides long. Its product is annotated as GCN5-related N-acetyltransferase 1, chloroplastic. Gene Ontology annotation, molecular function: N-acetyltransferase activity. The record is from RefSeq and is a predicted model, not a curated record. Lineage: Eukaryota; Viridiplantae; Streptophyta; Magnoliopsida; Apiales; Apiaceae. The coding region runs from base 86 to 640 and encodes 184 amino acids. Gene Ontology annotation, cellular component: cytoplasm. The transcript has a single exon.
UUGCUUUACAACCACAAAACUCGAAACAAGAUAAGCCAAACCAACAAAACAACAUCCUCUCUAUUAUCCAUUUUAUCCUCAAAAAAUGCUCCUCCACGGCAACUUCACCACCCCCCUCCGCUGCUUCCUCCGCCACCCUACUCCCCACCGCACCGCCACCCCCACCCCGCUCGCCAUCACAAACUACUCAAUCUCCGACCAAGAGCUCACUUCCCGAGGCUUCACUCUCCACCGUACGAUCACCCACCUCAAUCUCGACGACCUCAACUCCAUCUUCGUCGCCGUGGGAUUCCCCCGCCGCCACCCCGACAAAAUACGUACGGCCCUCGAACACACUGACUCCUUGCUGUGGGCCCAGUACGAGAAAACCCAAAAGCCUGUAGCGUUUGCACGUGCCACGGGGGAUGGUGUGUUCAAUGCAAUAAUAUGGGAUGUGGUGGUGGACCCCAGUUUCCAAGGGUUAGGGUUAGGGAAAGUGCUGAUGGAGAGAUUAGUUGAUGAGCUUGUUAACAAAGGGAUUAAUAAUAUUGCUUUGUAUUCGGAGCCCCGGGUGCUCGGGUUUUAUAGGCCUUUAGGGUUUGUGGCGGAUCCGGAUGGGAUCCGAGGGAUGGUUUAUUCUAGGAAAGGUAAGAAAAGAUAGGUGGUGUGCUUUGUAGCUCAUGAGUGUUUACAUGUAUAUCGAAGUAUGGGAAUGAAAAGAAUAAAUUUGAGACUUUUGCAUGUGA